Messenger RNA from Rhinichthys klamathensis goyatoka, 1865 nucleotides. RefSeq names its product zinc finger protein GLIS1 (gene glis1a). Gene Ontology annotation, cellular component: nucleus. Lineage: Eukaryota; Metazoa; Chordata; Actinopteri; Cypriniformes; Leuciscidae. The transcript has 8 exons. The record is from RefSeq and is a predicted model, not a curated record. The coding region runs from base 1 to 1755 and encodes 584 amino acids. Gene Ontology annotation, biological process: regulation of transcription by RNA polymerase II. Gene Ontology annotation, molecular function: DNA-binding transcription factor activity, RNA polymerase II-specific; RNA polymerase II cis-regulatory region sequence-specific DNA binding.
AUGAGGCCUGCUGGUCUCAGCCCAGCGGUUGCACAGCUGGAACAGUGUGGCCUGGUUAACAGUGAUGAAAAGUACCUUUCCUCUUUAAAUCAAGCAAUUCACCUGGAAGGUCUUAAGAUGUGUAGCUUAUCUGAGUCACCUGUGUCGAUAAGAACAGAUGAUCCCGAUUUGGUCUGUUCCACAGAAAGUGCCAUUGUGUCGUAUUUCAGCGGGGUUAAGAGUGACUCAUCCUGCACUCUCUCGGUUGGAGAUAACUUCUCGCACGUUAGCGACACAUUGCCCCCUUCCUUAUUCUACUCUUCCCUGUCUUCUUUCAGUGCAUUCUCUCCGUCCUUCUCUUCCCCUUCCUCCAGCCACUCAUCUGGCUCAAUGUCAGAGCUAUGUUUGACUUCUCCAUCUUUUUCAACUUUCUGCGGUCCACCUGAGGCCCAGGACCUUCUAUACAGUUGCACGCCACAGGAGAAAUCUCCAGAAGGAUGUUUGUAUUCCAAGUCUCCUAAGCAAGAACCUGUUGUUGAAUUUCAUCUUUGUAACAAGAAGCUUCUACACAAGGAAGAACUGCUUCAAUAUCUCUGCACUGACUCGGACACAGCCAAGGAACGAACCCAGCACCUUAAUGUUGAAGAGCUUCCCACACAGCAGCAGUUCAAGAAUGGUUUGGCACUGAGUGGGAUGCCUAGAGUUGAGGGAAUGAAUGGACACCCGAGGGAAGAACAGCCAUGUAAAUGGAUGGAUUGUAGGGCUACCUAUGGACAGAAGGAAGAUUUGGUGAGACACAUAGAGAAAGUUCACAUAGAUCAGCGAAAAGGGGAGGAAUUUACCUGCUUCUGGGCAGGGUGUGUCCGUCAGCACAAGCCCUUCAAUGCUCGAUACAAACUGCUCAUUCACAUGAGAGUCCAUUCUGGUGAGAAGCCCAAUAAAUGCACGUUUGAAGGCUGCAGUAAGGCAUUUUCCCGUCUGGAGAACCUGAAGAUCCACCUUCGCAGCCACACCGGAGAGAAGCCCUACAUAUGCCAGCAUCCCGGCUGUUUCAAAGCCUUCAGCAACUCCAGUGAUCGCGCCAAACACCAGCGCACACACCUGGACACGAAACCCUAUGCAUGUCAGCUCCCAGGAUGCACCAAACGCUACACCGACCCCAGCUCGUUGCGCAAACACAUCAAGGUCCACUCCACUAAAUCCCUGCAGGCACAGGACAAGGUCCAGCUAGGCAAUAAGGUGGAGCAGGAAGUUGUGGAUGUGCGCAUUGGCUUGCAGCAUCUCCAUGGCUCUACUCCUUCAGUACACAGCCCAAACUACAGGUGUCCCAGCUCCCUCACUAAGAUUCAUCAGGAAGGCUUUACUGCAUACUCAGAGGAGGAUGAAUCGUGUAGCAGAGUCUUAUCUGGAACCUCCAGUGUAACUCUGGAGCAGCCCAGAAUGGAGCACAGCAGCAUCAGCCUUCACAACCAUCUGCACAAUAACAAGCUCAAUCAGACAAGACUUUCUCCACUGGUUUGUGGAAUCAACCUCAGUGGUACCAAUGAGCUCCAGUUGGUCUCUGAGAAACACAGCUCCUUCCUAAACCCACAUCAAAAACUCAACCAGAUGUUUAAUGAAGUACCAAUAAAUCAGCACGUUUUUCAGGCCACUGUUAAUCAUGUUGAGCAGAUUUCCAGUAAUGAAAGAGACGAUCUGCAUAAUUUUGACGAAAAUGGAUUUCCUUUUACUUGUAUAAACUCCUCUGGCUACAGCCUAACUCAGGACAUACGGUAGGUGAGUGGGAAUCGCCCCUGCUCACUGUCCUGCUCCGGUCGGGAUCUAUAUGAACACUACCACGGUCAGAUCGGCUCGCUAUAGACUUGAGACACACAUUUGACCCACUG